Messenger RNA from Rhopilema esculentum, 4726 nucleotides. RefSeq names its product E3 ubiquitin-protein ligase NRDP1. The record is from RefSeq and is a predicted model, not a curated record. NCBI's taxonomy places the organism in Eukaryota, Metazoa, Cnidaria, Scyphozoa, Rhizostomeae, Rhizostomatidae. Gene Ontology annotation, cellular component: plasma membrane signaling receptor complex. Gene Ontology annotation, molecular function: ubiquitin protein ligase activity. Gene Ontology annotation, biological process: regulation of canonical NF-kappaB signal transduction; protein ubiquitination.
ACAAGCAUGCCAAAAGCACAAGUUCUCAAUGUUUACAGGUUGAUGGCCGUGGAGAUUGUCGAGUUUACGGUAACAGUUCCCAUGUUUUGACCACGAGAUGGAGCUGUUCUUCCGUUAAUAAGGCAGUAUACGGUAGAGGCAGCAGUAAAGAAUAAACCACAUUCACUGCGGGUUGCUGGCUUAAGCAAGCUCAGCUUUCUUGAACGUUUGAUGUCUUACACUGCGAGAUACCAAUUUGAAAAUGGGCUAUGACCUUGCCAGAUUCGAAGGAGAAGUCGACGAAGAGCUCCUUUGUUUGAUAUGCAGCGGCGUCCUGGAGAACCCAGUACAGGCUCCCGUUUGUGAACAUGCCUUCUGCUCGGCAUGUAUCCAUGAGUGGUUAAAACGACAAAGUACCUGUCCUGUGGAUAGGCAAGUCAUUACUUCAGCGCAAUUACAGUCUGUCCCAAGGAUAUUAAAAAACCUUUUAGCAAGGUUGACGAUACAGUGCUGUAAUGUCGAGUUUGGCUGCAGCGCCUGGGUCAAAUUGGAUGUUUUAAAUGCUCAUCUGUCUGAGUGCGAGCACAACCCUAAACGGCCGGUUCACUGCGACCUUGGAUGCGGCCUUGUGAUCCCCCUGGACGAGAUUGGCCAGCAUAAUUGCGUCAGAGAGCUGAGAAGCAUCAUCCAGACACAAUCCGGCCAAAUAACUGACUUGCUUGAAAAGGUUCAGGAUCAGCAGCAACAACUUAUUGAAAACAAACAGGAGAUUUUAUUGUUAAAGGACAUUAUGCGAAGUUUUAGUGUAUCGGCGGCUAAUUUAUCUCUACCGUCGCCAUCGCGAAGGAGCUUUAUUGACCACGGUGGCACGGACGAGGUUCAGCGAUGGAUACAGACUUUACAACCCGCGCGGGUUACUCGUUGGGGCGGUAUGAUAUCCACACCGGAUGCUGUUUUACAAGCAGUGAUUAGACGGUCGCUUUCUGAUAGCGGUUGCCCGUCUUGCAUUAUAGAUGACCUAAUGGAAAGCGCUCAUGAACGGAGGUGGCCCCCAGGAUUAAGCACGUUAGAAACAAGGCAGUUGAAUAGACGUAAAUACGAGCAAUACUUUGCGAGGCGGAUACCGGGCAAGCAAGCCGUGAUUGUUAUGUCCUGUGAAAACCAGCAUAUGGGUGAACCUAUGAUACUCGAACCCGGUUUAGUUAUGAUCUUUGCGCACGGUAUCGAGUGAUCGGUUAAUGCUUGUAUUGCUAUUUUGUGUGUUUAAACAUGGAGUAUUAGGUUUGGUCUGUUAAAAUCUGAGCGUCUUUGUAAGCAUUGAUACACCUAGUUAAUACGAUGAUGUUUAUGCAUUGUGUUUCGAUAAUGUGAAGCCGAAUAUCGUAUUUUUUUCAUAUUUGUAAAAAAUAGAGCCCUAAAGAUAUGCUACACAUCUAUUUGUAUUGAACUAGGCUUCCAUGUUGCCGUAAGCCCUGAAGUCAGCGCUGUGACGCACAACCUAUGGUUUUCCCUGCGCGUGAAAACAUUCAAAGUGCAUGACGGGAUAGAUAGAUCGCGCUGAAACAUGGUAGAGGUAUAAGGAAGCAGCUUUGAGGCGCAGCUUUGAGGGGCAGCUUUGAGGCGCAGCUUUGAGGCGCAGCUUCCGUAUUAAAGAAAUAAUCAAUGUAUUUGUGGAGGGGCAGUGAAGCGUUGUUUCCACCCACUUAAACUGGACGCGUCUAAGAUGAACUAGGGCAGCAACACUCAGCCUGUACUUAGCGGUUGUAUAAGUGGAAAUCCAGGGGUUACCUAAAUAUCUAAAAAAGACAAGUGUUAGCAUAAUAAAGUGUAAAAAUUAUGAGGCUACAGGAAAAAAUAGGGAAUGGUUUUGAAAUUUGUACCUCGAAGCUGAGUAGCAAAAAUUACAAUUUUGCUUCUCUUCAAAUUUUUCUUCUAUCGUCAACUUUCUAUCCAAAAUUGGUCGUCAAUUAUUCUAUAAAUAUUUAUAAACAGUUCGAAAUUAUUUUCGAACUUAGAAGCAGUCAUGGCAAACCAUAGAACCAAUUCCUUUUUCGCAAUUAAUUUUGAGUUUCAUAUAAACAAAUUUAGGCCUUCUUUGUAUUCUAAGUAAUGCGACAGCGAUAGGUUUACCCCAGGGACUCUAAAUAUUUCACUCUCACCAACAAGAAGACGAACAACAACAACUUUUCACAGCUCCAGAUCUAGGCCUGUAAUAAAAUGGCCGAAUGCACGUGUAAAGAGACAACUUGACGUAUUAACAACGCUAACUUUUAAUCCCAAGGUAUGUUUUUCUUUCCGUUGUAUUCAAAUUUAAUGUAACAUAACUACCCGGUAUGACAAUAAUAGGCUUUGCACAUUGAAAAUUAUUUUACUUCUGUCAAAACAUUUUGACUUCUCAGGUGUUUUGUAAGGCCCAAUUUGCUCAUUUCAUCUCGUGUUGCUAAUAAGAUGUUCGUUACUCGCCAAGGUUGUUUUAUUCGCUCAGUAUGGGUGGCUACAGUUAACCUGCAAUGAUUGAGCCUAGCUUUACCUAGUAAAACGUCCAAUUUUGGUUCUAAUUUCAAGAAUAUUUAUAUAAGUAUCUUGGCUGUUUGUGUCGAACUUCGGUCAUCAACGGCCAUUUGUUUUUGUCCUUUGCGUAGCAUUGUAAUGAUUUCUAAUGAUUUAAGUUUUAUAAAGAUUUGCAAACUGUUUGUUAAAAAAGGAUGAUGUUUUGAAAAAAUAUUUAUUAUAAAAGAAAACUCUUUAUCAAAAACUAAUCUUGACACACUGUAGUCUAGAUGUGUUUUUGCAUCUCUAUUUUAGUGCCCUCCCCCAAGUUAUAAAUUCUGAUCCUCGUGGAAAUAGUUUUGCCUACAUGGUAAAUCAGUUAGAUACAGUAUUUCCUCGAAUUAGCCCCACCUCGAAAAAGCCCGCACCGUAGAACUACAAAUUGUCAAUAAGACCCCCCCCCCCGAAUAAGCCCACACUGCUACCAUAAAUUCUCGAAUUGGACCCCUCACUUUGAUGAUUCUUCCCAUCUGAGGUUGCCUAUAUGGUGUUUUAUUGAAUAACCAUAACAAAUUCAUACUUUUGGUAGUAAUUAAUUAAAUGCUCAUAAAGAAAUUCCUACUAAAAUAUACGAGAUAUUUUAAUAAUGUAUUCUUAAUGCCUGCAAUAAUUUAUAAGCCCCCCCCCUUCUUAUAAGCCCCCUAAUAGGCCCCCAUCCAAAAAUAUCAAAAAUAAAUAAGCUCCCAGGGGGCUAAUUCGAGGAUUUACGUUAUUUAAAAAUGUGGUUUGGAUCAAGGCUCAAGAUUAACCCUUCCAGAUCACUGCCAACACGACUCUAGUAUUAUUCUCCACCGCUUUAUUGAUGCUUUCUGCCAAAUCGCAUACUGCCGUCAUUUGUCUGAUAAGAAAAAACGUGUUUAUCAUGGAGACUUUGUCUGUAAUAAUUUUUGUGUUUUUGCGGUUAUGCAUGUAUCAAUUUGUGUUGCUUAAUUUAUAUGACAUUAUUACAAUAGAAGCCCGUCAAAAAAGCGCCAAUGACAGUUGUAUAGAAUUUAGACAUACUUUGUACUGUUGUUAAGGAUUUUGGUCUAGAAUCAAUGAUUUGGACUUAAAUUGUCUGCCCACUCAACGUAUUUCAGAUUUUUUUUUUUAAUUUGCCUUCAAAAUCCAUAUUUUGAGUAAUUUGCUAUUUCGUGUCCCAUAAAUAAAAAAGACGCGGUACCUUUGAUAGAAUUUAUCGGUUAUCUGCCGAAAACUUUGACCUGAUAGCACUAGCAACGGAUAGAUUAUUUCCCUUUGUCACGUGACAUUUGUCUUGUCGCCAUGAUCACAGUCAAUUCUAUUGACUAUGCCAUGAUGAAUCACAACCUAGCCUUGGAUACACAUAGCAACGCAUAAUUUAUGCCAUGGGGAUAUUGAACGAUAGUUUAUCUUUGCCGAUUUCGAAACAUUAAAGGCCUCUGACACAGUUAAAAGUGGCUUACAGCCACUCGACCACGAGCGGUUGACCAAUCAAAUUGCGCACAGAGAAAAACACGUGAACAGUUUCCGCCUUUCUGCAAAUCGGUGAAAGAUGAAAAUGACGAAUACACUCACGCGGUAAGACUGGGAUCUAAUAAAAUUUGAAAACGGCGGGAAAAUUUCGAGGGUGGGUUUUCGUCGAAAUUUUCCCGCCGUUUUCAAAUUUUAUUAGAUCCCAGUCUUACCGCGUGAGUGUAUUCGUCAUUUUCAUCACAUAAAAUUUGUAAUAAUGGUCAAUUAUCUUUGGAAAAUCAUGAUUGAAAUUACUUUGGGCUGUUGCUGAAAUUUUUCACUUUUAUGAAAUCAAUUUCGAUUCCAGAGGACAAAGAUACAUUUAUUAAGUUCGAGGGUGAAUAUGAAAGCCUUCGUGCCGUUGUGAUAAUUACAUAGGCGAUCACCGCCGAAUCUAAGGCUGAACAGUGAGUGCAUCCAUGACGGGAUUAUGAACCAUUCCUAGAUUUAAGAUAAUGCGGCGAAAAGAAAGAAAUAAUGUUUAGAUUUCACACUUUGGUAAAAAGAAAGAAGAGCCAAUGGUUCCAAGGCCUGUUACAUUGGCACAAAAACGAUCCAGGACAGACAGGUAUGUUGUAAUAAAAUAUUUUACGGUAGUUUUUGCUAUUCUCUUGAUAAAGCGAUGUGUGUUUUCUGCGCGAAUAUAAAUUACAACUUUAGAAACUAUUAUUAGGCCUAAACCUGGCACCGAAGAGCGUUGCGAAAAAUGGCGGGGGGGGGGGGC